UGCAAGAACCAGUCUGCUAAGCAGGUUGCUUAUCAUUUGUGGAAGGGAAUUUUCUGUGUGUAUGGAUUCCCUAAGCGUGUGCAUUCAGAUCAGGGUCCAAAUUUUGAGAGCAAACUGAUUAAGGAGCUACUAGAAAUGGCAGGUGUCAAGAAAUCACACACCACUCCUUACCACCCAAUGGGGAACGGAAUCACUGAACGCUUCAACAGGACAUUAGGAAACAUGAUAAGAGCUUUACCUCCCCAGUCAAAAGCCAAGUGGCCACAGUCUCUUCAGAUGCUAACAUUCUGUUAUAAUUGCACUGUUCACGAGACCACAGGCUUUGCGCCUUUCUAUUUGAUGUUUGGGAGAGUCCCACGUCUUCCCAUCGAUGUGAUGUUCCAACAUGUUCUCCGAAAUGACACUGUUGUUAAGUAUUCUGAUUUCGUAUCUAGACUUAAAUGUGACCUUAGUGAGGCUGCAAAAAUUGCACAAAAGCACACUUCUACUGAGCAAGCUCGGCAUGCAAGGAUUUACAAUCGGAAAGUGAAGGGAUCGCCCUUGAUUGUUGGUGACAGAGUCCUUUUGGCGAAUCGUGGUGAGCGUGGCAAACGGAAAGUUGCAGACAAGUGGGAGUCCAAUCUCUACGAAGUGAUGUCAGUAAGGUCACCAAUCAAUGUAUAUCGGAUAAGAGACACUGAAACAAACAGAGAAAAGACUGUCCACCGAAAUCUUUUGCUCCCUGUUAACUUUCUGUACAAUGAUGAUGAGUCAGAUUUACCAUCUCAGUCUCCCUCAGUUGAAUCAACCUCAGACUUACCUGAUGAUCCUGACAGUAUUUCAAGGACCGCUCACUGGAUUGUGCAGUCUGAUCAGCAUAGCUGCCCUGACAUUGACUCUGACUCAAUAAUUUUGUCUGAACCUCAGUGUUCUUUAGUCGUUCAGCAUUCUGAUUCAAAGGCAGAUUCUGAUACCUGUGAUAGCUCAGUAUCCGCUCAACAGGACUGUGAAAUGAUAAGUAACAUUCCACAUUUGUUGGAUGAAGUACUAGUUCCAGAUGUAGACUUAGACCAGAGUCCCUCACAGCACUCUUUGACUAGGCCAAUUUCACCUCUUUCAAAAGUAGUCAAUAACCCUGUUCCGGAUACAGUUAGCCCUGUAAUUUGCACUCAACCAGAACACAUUCAAACAGACAUGAUUAGAACGAGGGCUGGUAGGACCGUUAAACCUCCACAAAGAUUGAUCUGUGAGAUGAACAAUCAGUUUGUACUUGAUUCAUCACCAUCUGUGAUUUCUCUUCUUGAUGUAGUGAAAAAUCUCUUUCGUAAAUGAGUUGGUUUCAUUUUGAGCUGGAAUUUUCUCUUUAGUAUAGUCUGAAUUUAAUUCAAUCCUUGAAUUGCGUAUCUAAAGGGAGGUGUUUAAGGCAUCUCUUUAGUCUGUGUUUAGUCUGGAUUUUGGUACCGGUCCAUUCUUGCAUACCUCUAAUGGAGGAAUUUUGUAAUUGAUAUUUACGAUGAAAAGUGUCAAGGAUAUUCCCGUUUUUUUGUUUAUUUUUUUUCUAGUUCUUGUGUUGUUAAGCUUUAUUACUGUACAGGCACUGCCCCAGUUUAGCAUAAUUUAAGGGGGGUGUAUGUAACGGAGUAAAUAAGUGUGUUAAAUAAUGCCUAAAUGGGGACAGCGCCCUCUAGAGUGUGCGUGAUGUAAUAAGUGCGUGGAGUAGAGACCGCCCACAGCAGAGUUAACGAAGCAUUGCUGUGGAGGUGGUCAUUUUCUUUGAACCAGCAACUAUUUACACGCGCUGUCUGUCUCCAUUGUACAGGUAUGUGUUAAAUGUUAUAAAUUAAUUGUUUGUAAUUAUUUUUCUUCUUACUCAAAACGAGUUACUAAAAGUCUCCACUAGAUGGGGAAGUUUCAUUACUUUUGGAGUUGAAUUGUAUUGCUCUGUUACACUCAGUGAUUGUACAUUAAGAAUUGUGAUUCAUUAAUUUGUCAUGUAAAAUUCAAAGUGUGUUAUGUUUUUCAUAUUCUGACUGUUAAAAUUUACACUAUACGAUCACAAAGUUAAAAAGAAUUCAUUGGCAUAUAAAAAAUAUACAUAAAACUGUUUUAAAUAAAACAGAGCAGAGUUAACGAAGCAUUGCUGUGGAGGUGGUCAUUUUCUUUGAACCAGCAACUAUUUACACGCGCUGUCUGUCUCCAUUGUACAGUGUACAGUAAGAAGACAGCCCAAGCAAGA
Molecule: messenger RNA, 2215 nt
Organism: Danio rerio (zebrafish)
Lineage: Eukaryota; Metazoa; Chordata; Actinopteri; Cypriniformes; Danionidae
Source: RefSeq, a predicted model, not a curated record